This is a messenger RNA of Puccinia triticina, 930 nucleotides long. RefSeq lists its product as uncharacterized. Gene Ontology annotation, biological process: GPI anchor biosynthetic process. NCBI's taxonomy places the organism in Eukaryota, Fungi, Basidiomycota, Pucciniomycetes, Pucciniales, Pucciniaceae. The record is from RefSeq and is a predicted model, not a curated record. The coding region runs from base 1 to 930 and encodes 309 amino acids. The transcript has 4 exons. Gene Ontology annotation, cellular component: endoplasmic reticulum membrane.
AUGACCAGGCAGCGGAGCAAGGCCCAGCCGAAGACCACGUCCACGAAGGAUGGCCCGCCGGCGGGUGCCCGGGUGCCGGCGAUCAACCUUCGGACAAAGUACUACUCGGUGGUCCCCCUCCAUCUGCUCUUCAUCCACUUCACGCUCUACUAUCUGCCCGGCAAGAUCCUCAGCAGUCCGGAGGAUGGCCGCCCGGGAACCGCAUCUAGCCUCGAGCAUCUCGUCCGCCACCCAAUACGCUCCCUGGCGAUCAUCAACCUCGGCGUCUUGCUCGUCCAGCUCUGGUUCUCCAACUUCCUCCGUUCCUGGAAGAGCUCGCUCGCCGGGCCGGCUCCUGAGACACCCUCCGAGAAACACCGGCCGCUGCCCAAGAAGCGCAUGCUGGCCAGCCAGCUCAAGACGCUCCUCCUCAGCCUCAUCCAUGCCCCUCCCUCGGAGUUCCCAAAACGACUGGCGAAGGAACUCGACCCCAAGCUACGCUCGUUGAUCAGCCGAUCCACCUUGUUGCUCAAAGAAGCCCUUCUCAUCAACACCAUCAUCCUCCUCGCCAUCACCGCCCUACUCGUCCUCCUGGGCGCAUCCACAUUCUCGCUGUCACAGCUGCUCAAGAACCUAGGCCUGGCCUGCUUCUUAGGCCUGCUCAGCUUCUUCCCCGCCUCACUAUUACUGGGAUGGAACCAGGCCAGAGAGAAGCCUAACUGGAUCCGGAUCUUCUCCACCUUCCAACCAAAGAACGAGAUCGAAGUCGCCAUCCUCUUCCCCGCCAUCGGCGCCUGUGUAGGCACUUGGCUAGGUGCCAUCCCGAUCCCACUCGACUGGGACCAACCCUGGCAGGCUUGGCCUAUCACUUGUCUUGUUGGUGCUUCUGGGGGCCACGCAGUCGGAUCUGUUGUCUCCAUCAUCCACUCCGCCUUGUAUGCGUCCUCUUGA